UUCAUUUUUUUAUAAAAAUCUAAUUUUCCUUUUUCAAAAUAUUAACGGUCAAGAUCUUAUAAGCCCCCCCUCCUCUUGUGCCAAAACUCUCUCUUACUCUCUCUCUUUCUCUCGCUCUCUGCCUUUUGCUGUAGUUAGAAGCUUUCGUUUUGGUCUCUCUCUUUCUAGUUUCUCUCUUUAAACUCAGGUUUGGUGGAGAAGCGAAGCAAUUGAUCUGUGAAUUUAUCGUUUUUGAAGGAUAUUCUUUUGAAUUUUGUGUUUUAGAGAUAGGGGAGGUGAAAUGGAGAGAGAUUUUUUGGGUUUGAAUUCGAAAGAACCACUAGCUGUUGUUAAGGAAGAGGUUAACUCUGAUGCGUACAAAGAGAUAGGAUUUAGUAAAGGUUCAGGUAUACACUGGCCCUUCUCCAACAAGGUGUCUGCUCUUCCUCAUUUGAAUUCUUUCAAGGUUGCUUUAGAAGACAAGACUAAAAGGAUUGUAUCUGACUCCUUAGCGUCCCCCGGAUUCUUGUCCAUCUCAACUGCAGAUGCAUCUGACCCUAGCCAAAGACAGUUUAUGCCUGAAAUCCAGAAAUCAUUCAAUCAUGACAGGCAAGGUGGGAGUCAUUUUACAUUGACUGCUUAUCCUGCGCAACAUGAGGUGCAUUCUGUUCAUCAUCCUCUCGAUGUGAAGAUGUUUCCAGUGUCCAACCAUGGAAGUUUGAUUUCUAUGGCGAACCCUUUCUUCAAAAAUUAUUAUGCAACUUCCAGUCAGAAUAUGGUUGGUAAUACCACAAAGCCACAAUUACUUGGAGGAAUUCCUGUCACAACCCCACAAACAAUUAUUCCAACUAUUGGUUCUGUUACUGGGAUGAUGGAUUCGUGUGCCAAAUCCUCUGGAUCUCCUGCUCAGCUGACCAUCUUUUAUGCUGGCACAGUGAAUGUGUAUGAUGAUAUAUCGCCUGAGAAGGCUCAGGCUAUCUUGUUCUUGGCUGGAAAUGGCUCUUCCAUCUCCUCCAACAUGGCACAGCCAAAAAUUCAAGUCCAGGCACCAAGCUCAAAGCCAAUAGCAACUGAUAUUAGUCCUGUGAGCCAACCUGUAACUACACCACCCUGUUCCUGUCUGUCCAGCCCUUUAUCUGUUUCUUCACAUACUGGUGCUCAAUCGGGGAGUGGCUCUACUAGUACUGAGGAGAUCUUGACAGCUAAAAGCACCGGAACUACAACUCCUGUUAGUAAACUGGAGUCUCCAAGAAUUGCAAGCACAAUGGGAUCUGUUGCUGCAACAACCAUGAUACCAUCUGCAGUGCCCCAAGCUCGAAAGGCGUCCUUAGCUCGGUUUUUGGAGAAGCGCAAGGAGAGGGUGAUGAGUGCAGCACCAUACAGCCUAUGCAAGAAGUCUCCUGAAUCAAUCACCCAGAAUCCAGUGGACUGAAUACCUCUGCAACCUCUGCAGUAGGAACUGGUUCUCUCGGCAAGCAAGGAGAGCAACCGCAACAAAUGAAGCCAACUUAGAAGGGAAUCAUUGCAAUUUAUGUAGUAAAUUAAAGAUGUAAGCCCAUUUAUUUUAGUUUUUUACUAGAAUAACUGUAAUCCUUUUGUUUGAUUUCAAAACUCAAACAUAUAUAUAUAGGGUUGGUGUAGGGUUUUCCCUAUUUUUUCCCUUCCAUUUCCCUUUCGAUUAAUGUAUUCGGAGAAGAUAUAUACUAAGUACAUUUUGUAGCUUUGUAACAUUUGUUACAUUGUGGAAAUAAAUACCAGAUUAAUACCAAG
Jatropha curcas is the source of this 1749-nucleotide messenger RNA. RefSeq names its product protein TIFY 6B. Gene Ontology annotation, biological process: regulation of defense response; regulation of jasmonic acid mediated signaling pathway; response to wounding. NCBI's taxonomy places the organism in Eukaryota, Viridiplantae, Streptophyta, Magnoliopsida, Malpighiales, Euphorbiaceae. Gene Ontology annotation, cellular component: nucleus. The record is from RefSeq and is a predicted model, not a curated record.